Lasiodiplodia theobromae is the source of this 1050-nucleotide messenger RNA. Its product is annotated as Translation initiation factor. Gene Ontology annotation, biological process: translational initiation. The transcript has 3 exons. Lineage: Eukaryota; Fungi; Ascomycota; Dothideomycetes; Botryosphaeriales; Botryosphaeriaceae. Gene Ontology annotation, molecular function: translation initiation factor activity; RNA 7-methylguanosine cap binding. Gene Ontology annotation, cellular component: cytoplasm; eukaryotic translation initiation factor 4F complex. The record is from RefSeq and is a predicted model, not a curated record. Bases 1 to 1050 code for a protein of 349 amino acids.
AUGGAUAGAGACAGCAACAACCUAUGGACCCGUCGCUCAAACACCUCUAAGCUUUCCCUGUCCAUGAACAACGACCACACCGACCCCAAGAGUGACCAUCCUCCACGUGCACGCUUCGGUGGCGGCGGCUCCUCCCACGGCGGACGCUCCAAUCCCUUCAACGCCAUCCCUCCUUUGUCAACGGGGACCAUAGCCUCUCCGACGACAGGUGCUUCCACAGCCUUUGGGCUGGGAUCCGGCGCCUUUGCAUCGUUCGGCUCUGCCACGAAAACGCCCAAAACGCCCGGCACCGCAUUUGACUUUGGCAAAGCGGCUGGUGCUGUUGCGUCGCCCUCGACUCCCGGCGCCAAAGGUGACAAGAUUCUUGGUAAAGCAACAACAGCAACACCGGGGAGGCCGGUGUCGCAGAGUGCGCAGGACGCGCCAGCGGUCUCAGGUGAGCUUUCGUGGGACGUGCCUGCGCCUCUGAAGUACACCUGGGUCAUCUGGUAUCGCCCGCCCACGUCCAAGAACUCCGACUAUGAGAAAUCGACCGUGAAGAUGCUGCGGAUGUCCACGGCGCAGGACUUCGUAAAAGUAUUCCGCCACCUGAAGCGUCCGUCGAUGCUUCCCAGCGUUUCCGACUACCACUUCUUCAAGGAGGGCAUUCGGCCAGUAUGGGAGGAUGAGGAGAACAAAAAGGGAGGGAAGUGGAUCAUGCGACUCAAGAAGGGAGUCGCCGAUCGGUACUGGGAGAACCUUCUGAUGGCGCUCAUUGGCAAUGAGUUUAUGGAGGCGGGUGAAGAAGUUUGCGGUGCCGUCGUUAGCGUUCGGAGCGGUGAAGACGUCUUCAGCGUCUGGACGAAAAACGACGGCGGCCGCAAUGUCAAGAUACGGGAGACGAUCAAGCGCGUCCUGGCGCUACCGCCCGACACACGCAUCGAGUGGAAGAGCCACGACGACAGCAUCGCACAACGGACGGUGCUGGACCAACAGCGCCAGGAGAAGGCGCAGGAGAGGCGGCGGACUCUCGCGGAGGAAAGCAAGCAGCAGGAAAAAGCUUCUUCGUGA